CGCCGGAAGUAGAGGAAGAAUCUCCUGAGCUGAGCUGGUGUCCAUUUUAUUUACGCCCGAUAGCUUGCUACAUUGUUUUGAGCAUUCGAAUUUUUCAGCUGCAUAAAAAAAAACAGUACAAAACUGGGUUUUCAGAGAUGAGCAGUUCAGAAGAAGUGUCGUGGAUCUCUUGGUUCUGCGGAUUAAGGGGGAAUGAAUUUUUCUGUGAGGUGGAUGAGGACUAUAUCCAGGACAAAUUCAACUUGACAGGCCUCAAUGAGCAAGUUCCCCACUACCGCCAGGCUCUAGACAUGAUUCUGGACCUUGAACCAGAUGAGGAGCUGGAGGACAAUCCCAACCAGAGUGACCUGAUCGAGCAGGCGGCUGAGAUGCUGUACGGCCUCAUCCACGCACGCUACAUCCUCACCAACCGAGGCAUUGCACAGAUGUUGGAGAAGUAUCAGCAGGGUGACUUUGGCUACUGUCCUCGCGUCUAUUGUGAGAAUCAGACUAUGCUUCCCAUCGGCCUGUCAGACAUCCCAGGAGAGGCCAUGGUGAAGCUCUACUGCCCUAAAUGCAUGGAUGUCUACACACCCAAAUCCUCCAGGCACCACCACACAGACGGAGCCUACUUUGGCACCGGCUUCCCGCACAUGCUCUUCAUGGUUCAUCCCGAGAACAGGCCCAAGAGGCCCGCCAAUCAGUUUGUCCCAAGGCUGUACGGGUUCAAGAUCCACCCGAUGGCCUACCAGCUCCAGCUGCAAGCAGCCUCCAGCUUCAAGAGCCCCGUUAAGGCCAUCCGCUAGCGGACCGGUCAAGAGAGACAAGAUGACAAAGAAUAUUGACAAAAAAAAAAAAAGGCGAGGGUGGGGGUCACCUGUGUUUUCCAAAAGCUACACAAGUGACACCUCCCCACUCUGGAGACUGUAUUAUUUUGGGGUUUAGAUUAGAGCAAAUGAAAGCAACAAUAUUAAUAAUAAUAAUGAUGAUUCUAAGGGUGAGCCAGACAGCCAUAGUCUUCAUCACAUAAAUGUAUACCCAACCUCCCCUCUGUGAAGACAUACACAUAUACUACUCACACAAAGUUAGGGAUGUUGGGCUUUCGAGUGAAAUUGCAGGAUGAACUUAAAAAGCAUUAUGACCUUUACAGUUGAAUUUAAUUUCAGCGUUUCUCACCUUUUGAAUGCACAUUCAAUUGUUCAGUAUUUCAGUACUUUUUGUACAACUUAACUGUUUUUCUAACAAGGAGAUCAAUGCCAAAAGAUGUCAACUUCAAUCAAUUAAACUUUUUUUUUUUUUUAUAGCACUUUUAGUCCAUAAAAUGCAACUCGGUGUUUUACAUGUAUUAAACUCUAUGCCUUUCUGUGACUCUGGUCUCAUGAUGUCAAAAUGAACUGCUUGAAGAAGAGGACUAUUUAAAUACCAAUUCACAUGAAACCAGGAAAUGUAUUGGUCAAUUUAUCAAUCAAACAUUUUGACUUUCAGCUCCUUGUUAGAGAACAGUACUGAAACAUUGAACAUUUGGGUGUGUAUUUCAAAGUUCAAACUGGGUCAAAUUAAGUUCACCUGUAAAAGUUUAAGCGCAUAUUAGGAUCAUCUUAAAGUUUCACCCAAAAGUUGAAUACCCCUAACUAUUUGUGGUUAUAUUUGGUAUCCCACACACUCUCCUGACCAAACUGACAAGUGACAAAAAUGAAUGAUUUUCAGAUAAUUUAGAAAAGGCAGCGGUAUUUUGCAGUUUGCUAAAGAGAGUCACUGGAAUUCUGCACCAUCUCCCCAAUAAACCCACAAACAUGGCUGCCAGCAACUUAAACGCAGUACAGUAACUGAUUAAUUUUUUCUGUAAUGCUGGUUCACACAAAUGUUUGCUGUUUUGGUGUCAAAACAAAGCGUCUGCCUACAGAGAGAGUGCGUUUCUACUCUUAGGGAAAACAGGAAACAGAUUAAGCUAGCAGUCUGUAAAUGACAAUUGUUCUGUAAGAUGUCCUUGGUAGCAGUAGGCCUAGCUGCGCCAAACCUCCCACCCCUCCAUUUAUCUCGUCAUAGUUUGCAUUGGUUGACUUUUUUUCUUUGUUCGUUUAUAUGAAGCCACCAUUUAGCAUAACUUGUGGAAACCAGCUAGAAAUUGCCUGCACAAGCAGCCUAGAUAACACUUCACAUCGGGUCCUGUCUUUAAUUUCAUUUGCUAAACAAAUUGUGCAGAGUGAAUUUAAAUAUAGCCUACAAAUCAACAACCCGGAUCUAUUGCUGAUACAAAGUUCCGUGCUUGCUCUUUCUGCUGGUUUCCAGUCUUUGUGCUGGGCUCGGAGCCAUCUGUGAACAUUAGCUUCAUGUCUAACUUACAAACAUCACGAUGUUUUUCAACAUAUUCAUCUUCUGAAUAAAUAGCCCUUUUUCCCCCCCAAAAAAUUAUCAUCAUAAAGACACUGCAGCACAGCACUGAUUUCACUGCUGCAACUCGUUUUUAGGUUCCGCAACAGCCAAGACCACCAGCUGUCAUUGUAGUUUCUUUGUAAAACAGUGAGGCAGACGCUGUUUGUUUCCUCUCCUCGCUCUUUGUUUUUCCCGUUGUUGGAGUUUUUUAGUUCACUACACACAAGUGAAUCUGUAUUUAUGUGUCCACAGUUUUAACUCCUGUUUGUUUUUCUCUGCUACUUGGGAAGGGUCAGCCAGAUUCAGAAAUCUCAAUAAAAGUUGAUUCUUCUUUUCCUA
Messenger RNA from Phycodurus eques (leafy seadragon), 2691 nucleotides. RefSeq names its product casein kinase 2, beta polypeptide (gene csnk2b). Gene Ontology annotation, molecular function: protein kinase regulator activity. Lineage: Eukaryota; Metazoa; Chordata; Actinopteri; Syngnathiformes; Syngnathidae. The record is from RefSeq and is a predicted model, not a curated record. The transcript is spliced from 7 exons. Gene Ontology annotation, cellular component: protein kinase CK2 complex; cytoplasm. Bases 138 to 785 code for a protein of 215 amino acids.